Messenger RNA from Colletotrichum truncatum, 3387 nucleotides. RefSeq lists its product as uncharacterized. The record is from RefSeq and is a predicted model, not a curated record. Lineage: Eukaryota; Fungi; Ascomycota; Sordariomycetes; Glomerellales; Glomerellaceae.
AUGGCCGAACCGGUGGGCAUUACCGGCACAGCCGUCGGGUUGGUGUCGCUUGGUUUGCAGCUAUACGGCGAAAUCUCAAAAUACGUCAACGCUGUGAAGGGCAGAAAGGGCGAGCUCGACUCGGCGAGGCGACAUGCGGAAACGAUGCAAAAGUGCAUCAAUGCAAUCGAUGAUGCGACAUCUUCGCGCAAGAACGCCAAUGCGACAACGAACGAAGCAGUUGAUAUCUGCGUCAACUCUUGUAUAAACGAAUUGAAGGCCCUGGAAGCUGUCGUCUUGAGCUUGAAAGACCCAGAUGCUGGAGCUGACACACUCUCGUCCAGACUCAAGGGUAAAGGGAAACAGGUCGCAUACCCUUUCCAUCGCGAAAAGCUCUUAGAGCUUGAGAAGAGAAUGAUCUCUACGAAUGAAGUACUGCAGACCGCUCUCCAUGCGUUCGGGAUUAAUAUCUCUGUCGCAACACAUGACGCCGUAGACAGCUUACAGACACAUCUUGCAGCCAUUGACAUGGCAGUUGAAGAUACACAAGGAAGAAUAUCAUCAAUGUCAGAUACCAUUGAUAAAAUACACGCCUUCACAGACCGUUCCGAACAACUUGUUCCAGAAAUACAUGCGCAAACCACCACUACGACUGCAAUUGUAACCAGAAACACCGAGACUUUGCUUCAGACGACUCAAGUCGUUAUUCACAGUGACGAGAAUACCACCCAUACUCGACAAGAGGUGUCACAAAUAGCUAGGAGAAUGGAAAGAAUGGAAGAGAUUCUCAAAGGGGUCUUUGAAAAUGCAGCAGAAAAAAACAACGUAAAUCGCCAGAUUGCUCGAUUGGUCGCCAAGCCAGCAGAUUUGAAGACAAUGUGCGAUGCAGUUCUGGAACCAGACAUACCGGCAGCUGCCGCAACACCGAUCUCAAGACGGCAAAUCGCAACUCGAGGCGAUUAUAUCGAGGAACAACGCUAUUGUCUCUGUCCGAUAAGAAAAAAGAGGUCUCGUACUCGGGCUUAUUGGGGACCGUUGUCGUUGGACAGCGAUAUGCGUUCAACACUUUAUCAUACCCCGGAGUGCCCCCUAGCUCGCGUUGUGCCGGCGGAGCACAGCCGCGACCGAGUGUUCGGUAUUACUGUCCCGGCGAUACGAAGCCUUCUCAAAGUGGCAACUAAAGUUACGUUUUCUAUGAAAUCCGGAGCGGGAGGGUCAAGUUUUGACUUGGGACUGAAGUGGAUUGCAACUGUGGAUCGGCAAACAUCCCCCGCGUUUCGAAUCAUGCAGAUUGCUAUAGAUAACGUUCGGGUAUAUGGAUUGCACAUGAAGGACGAAGAAAACCGGCUUUUAUUGGAAUCUUGCUGGAAGCGAUUGUUCUUUUGUUACGCCGAGAACAAGGCAUCGCCUUCUGACGUUGACUCGUACGGCAUGUCCCUGUUGACGUGGGUGACGUUCAGUUUAAAGAACUAUCGUUCAGAUGACUUUGAAACCACUGGAAAAUUUACGCGCCUCGUAACAUCCUUGUUGUCUUUCAAGCUUUCAGCCAACACACGUGACAGAUUAGAAUAUACGCCUUUAGCAUCAGUGAUUGGAUCAAAAUGGCUGAAACCAUGCGAUGCCGUUUUCGAAACGAUCAAGGCACUUGAGUCAUCUGGUGCCGAAGUAGACGCUGAAGGGAGCUUCCGAUAUGAAUUCAUUGAAAGACCGUCAAAGCAGAUCAGCCUAAAUCAAUUUGUAAAGUGCUAUCCACAGGUAACUGAAGUUUUGGGGUUUGGACCUCUUUCCACAGCAAUCAUGCGAGAGGACUACGUUUCAAUCGAUCAAAUCUUGAAGGCCAAUCCGGGAUCCGUUAAUGAAACAAACCAUCUGGGGCAGUCUCCAAUCCAUAUCGCCGUUUUAAUGGGCAACGUCGACAUUCUGCGCUCUGUCCUGACGUAUUCUGACGCUACCAUUCUCAACGCUCGGGACAAGGGUGACCUCCGUCCUAUAGACUAUGCGACAUGUGAGAGCAUGCACACAUCAUGCAAAAACAAGAAGCUAAAGAAGUCAGAGCUAUGCAACGGUUGCGCCAUUCUGGACGUUGUUCUCGGUGCGGGCUGUGCGUUGUACCCAACAUCAUUGAAUCUCGCACUCGGGGUGGGCGACUGGCAGAGGAAGAGCCCAUCAAUCAUCGUUCAACAGAAAGUGAUACGGGAAGUCAGCAUCAGACGACAAGGACUGGCCAAGCUGGCGAAGGAUGUCCUUUCUCAACAAGAGAUGGAUUUUCUCGACUUAGCUGAAGCCCGUAUGCUGGACCGCAAUGCCGGUCUGGUCCAACAUCAUCUCCAAAUGCGGUCUUGCACAGUCCCAGAGUCUUUGAAAGUAUGGGAUGAAAGUGAAGAAGCCAAGCCUGAUGCCAAGUCCAUCUAUGCAUUUAUCUCCAACAGAGAUAGCGCAGAAUUCGCUUGGAGACUCGGGUUCGAUGACAUUGGGAACGAUAGCGACAUCAUAAACCAAGUCAAUCGUGCUGUUCAAGACAUUGGAGUUCCGCAGACUCUAGGUGUUGCAGUUCAAAUGGCUCAGUAUAUCACAUGGUGGCUUGGCAAGGUCCACGAUAUUCCAUUGCUGUCACAAUCCUCGAAACCAAUGAUCCGGGGUGAAAGUUCGACAUCAAUAUUGCACAUCUUUAUGGGGUUUCUCGGCAUCUUCAGCAUCAGUCACUAUUCUUCUAAAGUGGAAUUAAAUCUCUCUAAACUGCUUUCAGACGCCAUCUUCUGCCAGCGGCAUGUCGACAAUUGCUCGUGUUACUGCUCAUUAGAAGGAUGCACUCCGCUGACCAUGUUCUUGGAUGCGUCAUUGUCAUGGACCGGUGACGCAAGAGACUUGAUCUACAAAAAUGGGUUAAGGCUCAGCAUCUGCCAGAAAGUUUUUGGGUUGAUUCCAUUACAUCGGUACCGCAGCGAAGGAUAUGAAUGGAUCUACCGGGCGAUUUUGAGAUAUUUCACCUUUGAAGCCUUAGAUUGUCGGCACACUUGUUGCUCUGAUAGCAUAGGAAGGUGGGGAGGGUUGAGCCACGAUGAAAUUGAGGAAAUUCAAAAAGAAGACGAGGAGCUGUUAGAGUUGAUGGAGGAUCUUGUGGCUGAUUUUGAAGAACGAUGCAAGUGCAACGCCAGGUUGAUCCCUUUCUUGAAAGAUCAUUGGGCUCCACGUAUGCGUUCUGUUAUUGAGGGGUUCAAGGCGAAUAAAAUCGUCGAGCUUCAGGCAGCGAAAGAAAUUGGUGUGAGGUGGGAACAUGAAGAUUCCGAGGAUGAGGAUGAGGAUAAAAACAGAAAGUUUGACAAGAAAGACUUCGCAUACUGGAUGGAGAGGCUGGAUGAGAUUGCGCCGGAACCUGAUAUUAUGUUGCCGCCCGGCGUGAGGUUUUAG